Rotaria sordida is the source of this 650-nucleotide messenger RNA. The record is from the annotation of a GenBank genome assembly. NCBI's taxonomy places the organism in Eukaryota, Metazoa, Rotifera, Eurotatoria, Philodinida, Philodinidae.
AUGAAAUCCAUUUGCAUUCUGCUUAUAUUUGGACUGAUCAGUGCUGCUAGCACCUAUAAAUGUUUAAAACAGUUCACAAAAUAUAUACAGUUUCAUAUGGUCAUAUACAUGUGCAGUGCUGCUGAUAAUCCAAAUUGUGGAGACCCAUUCAUGGCAUCGGGUAUGACUGGUGCCCAAAUAAUAGAAGCAUCCGAAGGUCAAGUGUGCAACAAAGCGAGAAGUGGUGAUAUCGUUGUUCGUGGAGUAUUACCAACUACAGGAUGUGUUGGUGGUCCAAAUGGAUGUAGAACAGCGACUCAAGGAGGUAUUACGGCUACUCUAUGUUGUUGUACAUCGGAUCUUUGUAAUGGUAUAUCGAUGGUCCGAAACCAGCCACUCCUUCUCUUCAUUACUAUAUGUAUUAUCGCUAUUCUUACACAUCGAUGGUUUUAAUAUUACAUAAACUUUUGUUUUGCUCAUUGAUGAGAUAAUCCUGCAACUGCUAUUCUUUUUUGCUUCCUAUUGCUUUCAUAGUUUCUAUUUAAUAAUAAAAUAAAAUCCCUUAUCCUAUGUAUUACUAAUGUAUUGAUGAAGUUUUGAAGAAUUGAACAGGUAUAUUUAGCGUAAUAUAAGAAAUACAAUCAUAAUCGAUAAGAAGUCAAAGAUGAUAU